GGAGGUUAACAAUGCAACCGAAUAAUCAACUGCAGCAAAACAACCCAUGGGGUUUUCAAGCCAAGAACUGGUCUCGGCCAAUGACGAGGGGUCCACCGCCUCAGCAGACAAUGCUGGACAUGCAUUCGAACAGAUUUGGUUCACCUCCAGGGCAGAGAAAUAUGAGACCUAACUUCCAGUCUCAGCCAUACGGGCAGCACAUUGGGCCUCAGAAUCAAGGAAUGGGUCUACAGAAUCCAAGAAUGUCAUUUGGGCAACCAAGAUUUCAAAACAACCAAACUGGGCUGCCAAAUCAAAAUAGAUUUCAGGGACCACCACAGCAAUGCCAUCAGGGACCUCACAAUAACCCAAACAACUUUUUCAAUGGCCCUCAGGGACCUCUGCAUAAUAGGCCUCCGAGACAAAAUAGCAAUCAACAGCAAAUGUUCAACAGACCCCCAACCAGACAAAUGGUUGGACCGCCUCCUGACUUUUUCAGAGCUCCAGGAAGCUUCCAGCAGCGACCAAGAUUUCAAAAAGGAAAACAACAAGGUGAAAAAAAGAUAAAAGUAAACAAGAGGGAUUUACCAGAGAACAACAAGUACUACUGUGAUUCCUGUGAUAGAGGAUACAAAGAUGAAGACAAAUAUAAACUGCACUGUGAUCAGCAUGAAAAGUGUCCGAAGGAGGGUUGUACCUAUGUUGCUGCAGGGAGACUUGUACAACUACAUAUCAAACUGCAACAUAAUUCUGGAAUGGCAAAAAAGAUAUGGUCCAUCGCAUCCAAGGAAGAUAUACAGAAAUGGAUAGAAGAGAGAAAAAAGAACUUUCCAACAGCAGAAAAUAUUGAGAAAAAGAAAGCUCUUCUGGCUGAGAGGAUUGCUAGAGGUGAAGUCAUAGAGGAAAAAUAUUUUGGAAAGAUGCAUCGAAAAGAAGAUAAUAGAAGAGGCCGUGGAAGAGGACGUGGUCGGGAUAGGGGCAGAGGUAGAAGAGACAGCCGUGGAGAUAUGAAUCAGCAAAACACUAUGAAGAGGAAACAUGAUGAUACAGAUGCAGGUGAAUGCAGUUCAGAGAAGCAGGUCAAGGAAAACUCUGGUGAAGGAAACCUGAUGAAGGAAGCUGCAGAGUCACUUGGCAUGUUCUUUGCUGCUGCAAGUUCAGGUUCAGAUUCCAGCGGAUCAGAUGAUGAUGACAGCAAUAUUAAAGUAAACAAUUCAACAGGAAGCACAGCUUCCGCCAUGCCCGAGGUUACAGCAGCAGGUGCUCUUGGAAGUUUGAUGUCAUCAUAUGUUGACAGUGAUGAGAGUAGUGAGGAAGAAGACACUGAAAAACCUGAAAAUGUACCUGUUAAAAAGACUAGCGACGAACCUAAAUGUGAGUCCAAAGAAGUGAAGGAAGAACAAAACAAUAAUGAUAACAAGAAACCACGCCACAGAAACAGAGCCAGACAGAAGAAAAACAAAGACAAAUGGAAUCCACCUGCUAAAAUAGACAAAUCUUUACUGGAAAAGCUACUUGCCAAGGAAAUCCGUCAAGAAAGGAACAAAAUAAUGCAAUGUGUUCAUUAUAUUGUGAAAAACAAUUUCUUUGAGAAUUCACAAAAUACAGAAAACAAAACAUGACUAUGUUUA
Messenger RNA from Mercenaria mercenaria, 1610 nucleotides. Its product is annotated as FMR1-interacting protein NUFIP1-like. Gene Ontology annotation, biological process: box C/D snoRNP assembly. The coding region runs from base 12 to 1601 and encodes 529 amino acids. Lineage: Eukaryota; Metazoa; Mollusca; Bivalvia; Venerida; Veneridae. The transcript has 11 exons. Gene Ontology annotation, molecular function: RNA binding. Gene Ontology annotation, cellular component: nucleus. The record is from RefSeq and is a predicted model, not a curated record.